ACACUCCCCUAAAACAAUGGCGCGGACAAACCUCGCGGGCCAGGGAAGAGGGGGAGGGUAUGCGCGGCGGAAAGAGCGAUAAUAUUUCGACGGGGUACGACCCACGCAACGCUCGCGUGCUCGGGGCACCAUCGUCGCUAGUCGUCGCGUCGCGUCGCGUUGCGUCGCGUCGUGGGCCGCAGGGCCCGCAAAAUAAUGCCCCGUGUCUCCUAAGAGAUUGCGGUUACAUCCGCAGCGACGCGCGUUCGCAUAUACAGGGUGUCCCGAGGCAAUCGCGAGCCGCGGGACGAAAUGGGAUUCUGUCACGUUGUAAAGGAUUGAAGAUUAGCCGAACAAGAGCGUGUUCGAGAGUCAAGGGGAUCAGCAACCUCAGGGGAGGCUUACAAGCGCACUCUGAAGAAAAAAAGCAGACGGUUAAGCGAGGAUUUCCUUGCGAGAGAUAUAGGGUACGAGAGGUAAAUUCGGCGCGAAGGAGGUCCGGGGGCGAUCCGGACGGCACACAAAGGAGCGCGGGCGUCCGGGACCAUUCGAUGAUUGGUCAUGCUCACACGGGAUAGAACACAGGGGCCGGAAUGGCAAUUCAGAGAUUAGACACACUCCUGGCAAACAGGGCGGAGUACACGAGCGACGUGGGGACGUAUAGCUUUCGUUCGUGCACGAAAGAGAGAGGUUUUCGGGGGCACAAGAGAUACCUCGUUCGGAUUCCCACGAUGCACCGUGAGCACAAAGACCUAUAAAUCUGGAAUCGUGUGAAGAAUCGUGUCGAUUCGUCUCUUCGCGACAUGUCUACUUAUCGUUUCGGACAAUCGUCAUCGUGCAAUUAAAUCUUCGUUUUCGACGAAGAGAAAUCACGAGUCGAUUAUAUUUUCGUGAUGGGAAAUAUAAUAUAAGGUUUCUUCUUUGUCGCUUGCCUUGGAGGAUUGCACGAAAAUUUUAUU
Molecule: messenger RNA, 938 nt
Organism: Acromyrmex echinatior (Panamanian leafcutter ant)
Lineage: Eukaryota; Metazoa; Arthropoda; Insecta; Hymenoptera; Formicidae
Source: RefSeq, a predicted model, not a curated record